Myxozyma melibiosi is the source of this 1269-nucleotide messenger RNA. RefSeq lists its product as uncharacterized. The record is from RefSeq and is a predicted model, not a curated record. The transcript is spliced from 4 exons. Bases 134 to 1087 code for a protein of 317 amino acids. Lineage: Eukaryota; Fungi; Ascomycota; Lipomycetes; Lipomycetales; Lipomycetaceae.
UCUGAGAUAGAAAACGUACAAAAGUUGAGCUGCUUUGGUUUCUCUACAAAAACCUCUGGAAAGCCACCGUCUUUGUGGUUUGCGCACAUAAACCCGCGAGAUAAAAGAGAAAUAACAAGAGUCCAAGGCAAUAAUGAGGUUGCUAUUUGUCCUGCUCUGUGCUGUAAUGCUCACGAGCUGUGCUGCUGCUGCCGGCGGAAGCGGCUUCGAGUUUUUACAUGAUCUCGUCAGAAGAGACUUUUUUGGAAAGCGGGCGGAAACGACCUCGUCGUCGACUAGAACAACGUCUUCGACCACCUCCUCAAGGUCUUCUUCCUCCUCGUCCAAGUCCUCUUCCUCAUCAAAAUCCUCCUCAUCAUCGAAGUCCUCCUCCUCGACAACCACAACAGCUUCCUCUUCUGAAAAAUCCUCCUCAUCAUCCGCCAGCAGCGGCUCGCGCUCGUCUACAGUAACAGAGACCUCCUCGUCAACUAAAACCAGCAGCAAGUCAUCAUCAACGACCAGUCAUUCCUCAUCCAAAUCAAGCUCUUCUAGCAAAUCCUCCACGACAUCUUCCUCGAUCUCGAUCAACCCCGUCGACCCCGCUGGUGGUAUCUCUUUGCUGACUCCAGCCACAACCGACAGCACGACAUACGUCAAGAUUGGCGGCAAUGCGACUUUUUCGUGGACAUACACAAGUCUGUCUGUCUCGCCUUCCUACGUCAACGUCGAGGCCUACUGCAGCAUGAACGACUACUCGUACCCGAUCGCACUUAAUCUCUCGAUCGACGAUACUGAGGUCAUUUGGGAUACGGCAGAGUACGAAGCUAAUGCAACAAUCCCGCUACUAACGGCAAUGUAUACCCUAAAUAUCUACAACUCCAGUGGCUCGACCGACGACGUCGCGAGUGCGGGCUACCUCUCUCCUUACGACAGCUUUGUCUUUGGUGUAUAUAGCCCGCAGUCGUACGCUUCUCUCGGAAAUGGAAGUGGAUCUGCUUACAACUACAGCGGAGCUAUGUCGAUAAUUGAGAAGAACGUGCUGAGAUCCACUUUGCUUUUGGCAGUCGUCAGUAGUGUAUUGACUACUCUGUUUAUGUGGCGAUAAAUAUGGGAAUAUUCGAGAUAUCCAUCUGAUUCCAUGUUGGCGAUGUCAUGACAAUAUUGUAUUCAUUUUUAUUUUGCAUUCCUCGUUGGUACUUAUGAUUUGGUUAAUGAAUGAGUUUAAUAAACUGUGUAAACAUAUAAACUAUGAGUAGUCGUGCAGUAAGUAAUAUUUGAAGCUGUGUA